Brettanomyces nanus is the source of this 2445-nucleotide messenger RNA. RefSeq lists its product as uncharacterized. The transcript has 2 exons. NCBI's taxonomy places the organism in Eukaryota, Fungi, Ascomycota, Pichiomycetes, Pichiales, Pichiaceae. Bases 1 to 2445 code for a protein of 814 amino acids. The record is from RefSeq and is a predicted model, not a curated record.
AUGGGCUUCACGGAUCUUUUUUCCAGGGGUCCUUCCAAACGCCGCUCCCGAUAUUCAUAUUAUGAAGAAGAUGAGCCACUGUCUCCAUCAAGUUUGAUUGCUUUCCAGGCUGCCAAUUCGGCCACCACCAAUUCCAGACUAAGCUCUGUAACGUCAAACUCUUCUGCCGCAGCAGCAGCCGCUGCUUUGAGACGUAGCUACUACGGGAGACCUCCUGUGUUGGGAGCAAAUAACAGUACACAGCAACGUACCAUGUCUAUGAGUUCCAGAACUCUUCGAAAGCCUUCUGCUGUAGCUGGUCCUCGCUAUACCACCGGUGGAAGAACCAUGUCACUUCAAUCUGGAUACAGUCCAUAUCUGCGACGAGGUAUUGGAAUGGAGAGACAGGGAAGUUCCAGAACAAACUCAAUCACCUCGUCUAAUUUGCGUCCUGGGCGUACCAAUUCUCUUCUUUCACAGUCUUCACGAGGCUCUACAGGUACUACAGCCACCACUACCACCACCACCACAACCAAGAAAACUACUGAUGCUAAUGGUCAGUUUCAUACUACAGUAGUUAGGACCACCAAGGAACAGGAUUAUGAGGGAAGAACCAAAUCCAUUACAAAGACAACAGUUCAAAGACGAGGAGAUUUGGAGAUUCUUCAUACUACGGUAGUUAAACCUGCAUCUACUGUCGCGGCAGGCAAGUAUCAGGGCUCUUUAUUUAGUGCGAACCAAGAGGAGGAGCUUGCAGGUAUUGAGGAGGAGUUUGAUGAGGAUUUCACCCAGCAAUUGGACGAAUCCCCUCAGUUUUCAGAUCAUUUUGAUGAUGAUGUUCUACCGAAGAUUCAGCCACAACUUUUAGCUGUCCGGGAAGUCCAGACGCCUCAGAAGACCUCAGCUGAGCAAACUGUACUACUGCCGGCCAUUACUACCAUUGCUUCUGAGGAACCUCAUGGUUUGAUCACACCUUCCAAUGGUCUUCCCUCACCUUCCUCAAGUGCUUCCCAUGAGUACCGAAGAUUAAUAGGUACAGCUCCAAUGAUCCAUAAACCACAUUCACAGAUAGCCUCUCCAAGGAAAUCCAUUUUGAAACAUUCUGAAAUUCCAUUACCAGACUCUAAACCUAAUGGUCUUUUGAUAAGUAAGAAAGAACCAGACUCUGGUGAAUCGCCAGUUUUCUCGAUUGAUACGGAGGAUGCCGAUUCCAUCUAUGUGGAUGCACCAGAAGAUGAGAAAAAAGUGAGGAUCCCUGAAAAAUACACUGAAACAAUUCCUAUUAGGCCUGUGGAGACAACCAAGUUUCGUCUGACUCCAGAAGAGAUGUAUCAAGAGGCAAUAAGAGUAGCUGAGCGAAGAGUUUAUGGUAGUAGGAAAGCAGAGGAAUCAAUGAAUGGUGGUAUCGAUGAAGCCACCAAAAGGAAUACCAUGAUAAAUGCAGAAAGUCGAUCUAGCACUAUGAGUUCACAUCCCAGAAGCCCUUUGCAGGGAGUAUACCAAGGAAAUGGUAACGGAUUUGCUGUUCAUUCACUACGAGAUCCGCCAAAUUUGAGAAAGAUAAAGAAACUACGGAAAAAAGAGGCCAGAUUAAAAGCUGAGAAAGAGGCCAGGGAAACAAAGGAAAGAGAAAGAGAGGACAAGAGAAUAAUGAAAGAAGAGGAGAAGAAAUGGAAGAACAAGCAAAAGGAAAUAGAGAAGAGUGGACAAAGAUCCAUAUUUAGUGCUACCUCUUCCGAAUCAAAGACAAAGCGUCUUAGGGGGCUUUUUAAAUUUGGAAAAAACAAGCAUAAACAAGUGAUUGAGGUGAAGAGGGAGAUGACAUUUAGAUUACCCGAUGAGUCGGUAGUUAAUAAUGAAGGGGAAGUUGAGCAAGUAAAGUCGAUUGAACAGAACACAGAAAAAAUGAAACCCAUCAGUCAGACAGUCAAGCCGAAGAUUGCGUCAGAGGUUGGGUCAGAGGUUGGGUCAGAGGUUAAGCAGAUUACACCGGAGGUCAAACGGACUACACCUGAGGUUGAGCCCGAGGCUAAGCAGAUUACACCCGAUGUUAAACAAACUACACCUGAGGUUAAACAAACGACACCUGAAGUUAAGCCUACACCUGAGGUUAAGCCUGAGGCUAAGCAGAUAACGUCCGGGGUUAAACAAACUACACCUGAGGUUAAAUCUGAGGUUAAACAAACGACACCUGAAGUUAAGCCUACACCUGAGGUUACGCCAGAGGUUAAGCAGAUGACGUCCGAGGUUAAGCCUGAGCCUAAGCAGAUGACGUCCGAGGUUAAACAAACUACACCUGAGGUUGCUAUUGGUCCUAAAAAAAUACACCCUGAAACUACACCUAUGGAUCUGUCUGCAGAUAUGAAGUCUCGAAGAACAGAAACUUCAGCAAGUCCAGAGGUAUCAAAGUACGACACCGGAAAACACGUGCUUGGACGGAGAUUUAUGAAAUUCUUUAACCUAUGA